Messenger RNA from Orcinus orca (killer whale), 5129 nucleotides. RefSeq names its product desmocollin 2 (gene DSC2). Gene Ontology annotation, biological process: homophilic cell-cell adhesion. Gene Ontology annotation, molecular function: calcium ion binding. Gene Ontology annotation, cellular component: desmosome; plasma membrane. The transcript is spliced from 16 exons. The record is from RefSeq and is a predicted model, not a curated record. Bases 354 to 3083 code for a protein of 909 amino acids. NCBI's taxonomy places the organism in Eukaryota, Metazoa, Chordata, Mammalia, Artiodactyla, Delphinidae.
CGUCGGUGAGAAACACCUAGCACAGAAAAAGGGUGGCGGCGAGAGGGAGUUCCCACCUGUUGGCGUUCUUCCAGAAAUAAAGACUUGAGAAAAUACCAAGGAGGGGCCGAUCGGUGUGUUUCGGACGCGCCUGGAACCCCACCCUCGGUCAGAGGAAAAGCUCCUGGGGUGAGACGCAGAAGCUUCAGAAAAACCGAGAAGAAAAGCAUCUCCCUCCGCGCGCCACGUUCUCUGCCUCGCACUCCUGCGCGGCCGGCCCAGCCUGCGCCUGGCCCGCGGCCCUUCGCCCGGCUGCGCCUUCCCACCCCGGCCUUCCGGGUGCCUCGGCCGGCGACCUGCCUCCGAGUCCUCCCAUGGCGGCAGCGCGACCCACAGGCUCCGCGAGCGGAGCCCUUUGCUGGCAACUCCUGCUGACCCUCGCGAUCUUAACAUUUGCCUGUGAUGCCUGCAAAACAGUGACACUACAUGUUCCCUCCAAACUAGAUGCUGUAAAAUAUAUUGGUAGAGUUAACCUGAAGGAGUGCUUUAAAUCUGCAAAUCUAAUUCAUUCAAGUGAUCCUGAUUUCCAAAUUUUAGAAGAUGGUUCAGUCUAUACAACAAAUGCCAUUCUUUUUUCCUCAGUGAAGAGAUCUUUUACCGUAUUACUUUCCAACACAGAGACCCAAGAAGAGAAGAAAAUACUUGUCCUUUUAGAGCAACAAACAAAGGUACUGAGGAAAAGGCGUUCUCAAGAAAAAGUUCUAAUACGUGCCAAGAGAAGAUGGGCUCCUAUUCCUUGUUCAGUGUCUGAGAAUUCCUUGGGUCCUUUCCCACUCUUUCUUCAACAGAUUCAAUCUGAUACAGCACAAAACUACACUAUUUACUAUUCCAUAAGUGGGCCUGGAGUUGACAAAGAACCUCUAAAUUUAUUUUAUGUAGAGAGAGAUACUGGAAACCUGUUUUGUACUCGUCCUGUAGAUCGUGAAAUGUAUCCAUCUUUUGAGCUAGUUGCCUUUGCAACAACUAAGGAUGGAUAUACUCCAGAAUAUCCACUGACCCUACUAAUCAGAAUCGAGGAUGAGAAUGAUAACUUCCCAAUUUUUACAGAAACAACUUACAUUUUUAAUGUUACUGAAAACUGCAGAGUUGGUACUACCGUGGGACAGGUUUGUGCAACUGACAAAGAUGAGCCUGACACACUGCACACGCGUCUAAUGUUCUCCAUCAUCGAGCAGUUACCAGCAUCACCCACCCUCUUUUUUAUGCAGCCAGCUACAGGUGUGAUCACCACAACAUCAUCUCGGCUAGACAGAGAGGUAACUGAUAAAUACCAAUUGAAAAUAAAAGUACAAGACAUGGAUGGUCAAUAUUUUGGUUUGCAGACAACUGCAACUUGCAUCAUUAAUAUUGGAGACGUGAAUGACAACUUGCCAACAUUCAACCGUUUAUCUUAUGAGGUAUCAGUGGAGGAAAAUAGAGUUGAUGUGGAAAUCUUACGUGUUGCCGUUACAGAUAAGGAUUUAAUUAAUACUGCUAAUUGGAGAGCUAAUUAUACCAUUUUAAAGGGCAAUGAAAAUGGAAAUUUUAAAAUUGUAACAGAUCCCAAAACCAAUGAAGGAGUUCUGUGUGUGGUUAAGCCACUGAAUUACGAAGAAAAACAAGAGAUGACCCUACAAAUCAGUGUAGUUAAUGAAGCUCCAAUUUUUGCUAGUUCGAGAUCAACCGGGAGCAUGGCGACAGUCACUGUUCGUGUAAAAAAUCAGGAUGAAGGCCCUGAGUGUCGCCCUGCAGUGCAAAUUGUUCGUAUUAAAGAAAAUGUACCAGUGAGCACAAAGGACAUUGGAUAUAAAGCACAUGACCCGGAAACAAAUAGUAGCAGUGGCAUAAGGUAUGAGAAAUUAAGUGAUCCAGAAGGAUGGGUCAGUGUUGAUGAAAACUCAGGAUCAAUCACAAUUUUAAGAAGCCUGGAUAGAGAGGCAAAGACCAUCAGAAAUGGUAUAUAUAAUAUCACAAUCCUUGCCUCAGACGAAGGUAAGAGAACAUGUACUGGGACACUAGGGAUUAUACUUGAAGACGUGAAUGAUAACGGCCCAUUCAUACCUGAAAGGACAGUGAUAAUCUGUAAAACUGUCAUGUCGUCGGCGGAGAUUGUGGCCGUGGAUCCCGAUGAACCCACACACGGCCCACCCUUUGACUUCAGUUUGGAAGGUGUUUCUGAUUCAGAAGUACUUAGAAUGUGGAGACUGACAAAAAUGAACGAUACAGCAGCACGUCUUUCCUAUCUGAAUGACCCCCAGUUUGGACGAUAUACAGUACCUGUCAGAGUUGCAGAUAGGCUUGGCCAAUCACUUGUCACUCAGUUAGACGUGAUGUUAUGUGACUGUGUUACCCGAAGUGACUGCAAGAUUCGCUCACCUGUGACGACUGCCAAAGGACUGAUGCUUGGAAAGUGGGCCAUCCUUGCAAUAUUGUUGGGCAUAGCAUUGCUAUUUUGUGUCCUAUUUACCUUAGUCUGUGGGGCUACUGGGGCAGCCAAAAAGCCAAAAGUAUUUCCCGAUGAUUUAGCCCAGCAGAACCUCAUUGUAUCAAACACUGAAGCUCCCGGCGAUGACAAAGUGUAUUCCACCAACGGCUUCACAACCCAUACUGCGGGAGGCUUCACUCAGGGAAUUUGUAGCACCCCGGGAUCCGGAGUGAAAAACGGAGGGCAGGAGACCAUUGAAAUGGUGAAAGGAGGGCAGACCAUUGAGUCCUGCCAGGAGGCCGGGCAUCAUCACACCCUGGGAUCGUGUAAGGGAGGUGGACAGCACACCCUGGAUUCCUGCAGAGGAGGACAAGUAGAGGCAGACAACUGCAGAUACGCGUACUCCGAUUGGUACACCUACACUCAGCCCCGCCUUGGUGAAAAGGUCCAGCAGUGUAAUCAGGAUAACAGUCAUACGCAUGCACAAGACUACGUCCGGACGUAUAACUAUGAAGGAAAAGGAUCGGCGGCUGGUUCUGUGGGUUGUUGCAGUGAACGACAAGAAGAAGAUGGGCUUGAAUUUUUGGAUCAUUUGGAACCCAAAUUUAGGACACUAGCAGAAGCGUGCAUGAAGAGAUGAGUGUGUUCUAUUUAGUCUACAAAAGCCAGUGGCUUUAAUUGUCUCUUUUAAAUUAUUAUUACAAGCCAGGAUUUUUUUAAAAAUAGAAGAUGCUGUUUUGGGGGGCUUUUCCCCUUUAUUUUGUUGAGAUCUCUUUAGCCAAAUGUGCUUUUACAGAGGGAUGCUGUGAACAACUACACAAAUUUCCUGAUUUCUCCGUAGUUUUUAAAUACUUGUCUUCCACCUAAGGACACCUGCAGAUAGACAAGUUGAGAAAGUCUGCGUUACUGUUUACAUUUGGGUAUAGUGACAGCAGCCAAUUUAUAGUGCAAUAGUAUGUAAUUAACUCAAGUCUAUGUCAUAGACUACUUGGAGUAUAACCGAAUGGAAAGUUGAAGAGGUCUUGCUCUAACAUUAUCUUCAGUUACCUAAAUUAAUUGUUUGUGUGGUGCUUGAAGACUGUUGUUCUCCUAAACAUUCUAAAGUGUAUACACUGCAUUCUUGCUAUUGUUUUAGUCUUGUAACAUGACCUUGCCUCAUAAAGCAAAGGGAGAUUCCCAACUAAGCGUUGACUGUUACUAUAAUUCCACUUUGGUGGACUUCAGUUUUUGUGUUGUAUUCUCUGUGAAAUCCGGCACUGAAUCUACAUUUCCUCUGUUACCCACCUUCUCCGCAAAAUUUAAAUUAAAAAAAUGCUGAAGAAUGUAUUUUUUACUCCUGCAAGGUUUUGGUCUUUGGUCCCCGCCACUCCCCGCCACCCCUUCUGUCUGCCUCUCACCCUCUCUCUUCCCUCUUUCCCCCUCUCCCUCUCUUUUUCCCUCUAUCUCUCUCUUUCUCUUCUUUUUUGUUCUUAAAAUUCCGAUUUGGGUUGGAGAAGCUAAAUAUGUUUAAAAGCCGCCUCUUUUUUCCUCGCUUAUAAAGUGACUUAUUCUGUGUUUCUGUUUUACGUAAGCACCUGUAUUCUUGGCUUUUCUUAAAAUCAAUGUAAUGUCGAUUUUUUUGUUUCAACUAUUUUGGUGAUUGCUUCAUUAUCUCCUCAACAAAGACCCUUUACUUUUGCCAUUCAACUGUAGAAGUAUGUCAUGCUUUUAUUUGAUGCAACAUUCUAUGUUAACAAAAGGAAUAGUGUAAUUAAAAUUGGUUUAGUAUAAGAUAGUAUAUUUACAGUUCAUUAUUGCAAGGAUACAGUUUAUAAAUGCAAAAUAGUGAUGUUUUUUGAAAUAAGCUUUGCAAUACAGGGAUUGUGAAAUCUCUAGGAAUAACUUUUAUAGCUUUUUAGAUGAGGUGGCUAGUUAUAGCUAUGUGUUUGUAAAGUUUUUUUUUUUAAAUAUUUUGAGAUUACAGUUUUUUAACAAAUGUCGAACUGGUUCAAACUAUUUAAAUUUUGAAAUAAUAAGACAAAAUUAAACUUAAUAGCCAACCAAAUUCCAGGCUACAUUUCACAGCUGAUUUCAGUCAAUGAAUUUUCUAUCCGUGCUAACCAUAUGGACAUUUUUAAAGUAUUUCUGAUAUUUAGGAUUGUUAAUAAUAUGCCUAUUUUGAAUUCACAGGAUUGGCUUAUAACAAUUAUUUUUAAAAAUUAACACUGGGUAAUUUAUUCAAUAAUCAGUUUAUCUUUUCAAUAGUUUCAUCACUACUCAGUCAAAAAUACUAUUUCUCAAAGUUAUUUUUAAUACAUUAUGUAUAAAAUUCUUGUAUAUUACUAGUUAUGAUAAAGUAAAUCAAGUAAUUUUUAAAAAUCAGUGUGUUUGUUAAUCAUGUGUCUGACAUGAGCUUAUGGGAUUGUAUUUUUCUUACUUAGAGAAGUGAGUCUCUUUUUUAGAAUCCUGUUCUACAUUUUUUAGAAUUUUAGAGUUUGAUUUGGAGAGGAAAUUGGUCCAUUGUUACAUUUAUCUAAUUUUACUAUUCUAAAGACUAUGAUGCUAUGGGAUGUUGGUUAAGUUGCACAAUUUCGCUGUGUCUGGUUUUCUUCAUCUAAAAUGGGGAAUAAUAAUAGAACUCCUUUCCUAGGGUUCUAUUAGGGUGGCUGUAAGACAUUUGAAUAAAAAAUGGUUUUUAAACAUGAAA